Molecule: messenger RNA, 1104 nt
Organism: Pyrenophora tritici-repentis Pt-1C-BFP
Lineage: Eukaryota; Fungi; Ascomycota; Dothideomycetes; Pleosporales; Pleosporaceae
Source: RefSeq, a predicted model, not a curated record
AUGUCACGUCGCUCUGUCAAACUAUGGCACCCCGUCCCCUUCACACGGCCCCGUGCAGCUCCAUACCCCAACUGGAAUCUGUACACCACGAAGCCGCUCCCCUACCGCCCCUUCCGCCACGGCCCCAAAUACAACAUCACCAUGGGCCUACGCACCAUGCACUGGGACGAGUGGAUCGAACUCGACAACGAAUAUCUCUCGUACCACUCCCUCAAAGCCGCACGCAUCGCUGCGAGGGGUGAGAAAUGUAUAAAGACGGAUCCGAAAGCAUGGGGUGCAGCGGUCGAACUACUAGAAGAGAUGGCGGGGUAUUUGAGUGAGAGGUAUCCGAGUUUAUUUUCUUUGGAAACAGCGAUAACGGAUACUGGAAAGGAGACCAGGUUACUGAAAAAUCUCGCAACAAAAGAAGUGUUUGAUAUUGGGGCUUUGACAAGGAACGGAGUGAAGGAAGAUCCGAUGGCGCUUUGUGGUCGGCUGGUGCAGGAUGAUUUGGCGAUUAUGCUGGAAGGGGGAGACGGGCAGUAUUAUCUCCUCGCGGGCUCGAUUUUAUUGGCCGGGUUUUGGAAGUUGGAGGAUAAGUUCGGCAUGGGAUUGAGUGAGAUUCAUACGAGUGGCGAUGUUCCCGGGUUCAAACAAAAGCUAGAAAAGGGCAUGGCAAACUUCUUCCGCCGAGUCCAACCUCAAGCUCCGGUCCUUCGCAACAACUACUUCAUUCAAGUCGACGACAACCUCGCCUGGAGCGACAGCAUAGGUCCCGAAGAUGGAACAGACGUAGGCUGGUUCACCGCCGAAAAAAACAAGGCAAUCGAGCACCAUAUGUUCCGAAGUGAGAGACAGAGUUUACGACGAUUACCUCGAUCUGGGGGUGUUGUUUUUACGAUCAGGACAUACUUUCACCCGGUAACGUCAAUUGCGCAAGAGCCCUAUGUACCGGGACGACUGGCUAGUGCAGUGCGAUCUUGGGGUGACGACGUGAGCAAGUACAAGGGUAAAGAGAUGUACGGCGACGUGUUGCUGGAGUACCUGGACAGGAAGCACGCGGAGCAGGUGGCGGCAGGCUUGGACAUUGAGCGGGAGGAGGAUGUUAGGGCUUAUCCGUAUUAG